AUGAGCGUGACGACGAACGCGAGCGACGCCACGGACGCUGGUGUGCCCAGGGCCAAGUUCAUCGAGGACGUCGCCGCGCACGUGGGCGACGGCGAGGUGGACGACGCUUUAUCGGAGCUCCAAAAGCGAUACUCGGCGUACAAGCGGCUCGAAGCGGAGCUGCAGCAGGCGAGAAUACGUCUGUCGCAACAGCUCCCGGACGUUAAACGCUCGUUAGAGGCGGUGGACGUUUUGGUAGAGAAGCGUGAUCGAGGAGAGGAGGAGGGGACGACGGUGCGGUAUCAGUUGACGGAGGCGACGUUCGCGGACGCGGAGGUGGCGACGCCGGAGAGCGUGUACCUAUGGCUCGGGGCAAACGUGAUGUUGGAGUAUCCCUUGGACGAGGCGAAGGAGCUGUUGGAGGCGAACGUGAAGGCGUGCGAGAGCGGGUUGGAGGCGAACGCGAGGGAUCUGGCGGUGAUCAAGGACAACGUGACCAUCACAGAGGUGAACAUGGCGCGGCUGUACAACUGGGACGUCACAAAGAAGAAGGAGCAAGGCGCCAAGAGCUCUGACGGCGCGUGA
Messenger RNA from Ostreococcus tauri, 564 nucleotides. Its product is annotated as Prefoldin, subunit 3. The record is from RefSeq and is a predicted model, not a curated record. Lineage: Eukaryota; Viridiplantae; Chlorophyta; Mamiellophyceae; Mamiellales; Bathycoccaceae. The transcript is spliced from 2 exons. Gene Ontology annotation, molecular function: tubulin binding. Gene Ontology annotation, biological process: microtubule-based process; protein folding; tubulin complex assembly. Gene Ontology annotation, cellular component: cytoplasm; prefoldin complex. The coding region runs from base 1 to 564 and encodes 187 amino acids.